AUGGAUAAAUCUUGGAUGCAUAUUGAAGAUAGAUUGCAUUCCAUUGAGUAUGCUGAAGGGGUUAGACAAUUCAUCUCUAUGGCCAUUUCCCACACUGCUAAUCCUGAUCAGAUUAGGUGUCCAUGUAGAAGAUGUCGGAAUAGAGCUUUCCACUCCAAUCGUACAAUUGAGGAUCAUUUGUUCUUUAGAGGGAUUGAUCCAACUUAUACUCCAUGGAUAUUCCAUGGAGAAGAUGAUCCAUUCCUUUCUGCCACUUUUUCUGACGAAGACGAAGAUGAUAUGUUGGCUCAUAGUGAUUAUAUUGAUGAUCUCGAUGAGCUUUUAGAUGACAUCCGUCAUGGGUCGUCUAUGGAAAAUCAUAUCAUAAAUGACAGAUCAUCUUAUGCACAUGAUCAACCCUCUGCCUCUAAUGCUCCUGUCAACUCUAAUUUCGAGGACUUGGUAGCUGAUGCACGACGUCCACUCUAUCCUACAUGUACUAAGUUCUCAAAGCUAUCAUUCAUCGUCAAGUUGCUUCACAUCAAGAGCAUCGCUGGGUGGAUGGUGAAGUCCUUUGAUAUGGUCAUAAAGCUCUUGCAUGAGGCGUUUCCUGAUACCUCAUUCCCUGACUCAUAUAAUGAUGCCCGUCGCUUGGAGCGGGGAUUGGGCUUUAGUUACGAAAAGAUUCAUGUGUGCCCAAAUGAUUGCAUCUUGUUUUGGAAGGAAAAUGCAUCGUUCAAUGAAUGCCCCAAGUGUAAGGCAUCUAGGUGGGAGCAAAGCACAAUUCAGGGACGAAGGAUACCACAAAAAACCAUACAACAUUUGGCCAGUACUGCUUGUGCCGUACAACUUGCCCCCUGGGCCUGCAUGAAAGAACCAUACACCAUGCUGUCAUUGUUAAUACCUGGCCCUAAGUCACCCGGUAAUGACAUUGAUGUCUUCUUGCAUCCGUUACUCGAUAAAUUGAAGGAGUUAUGGGAAGAGGGUAUUCAUACCUAUGAUGCAUACAGUGGGGAACACUUUAUGUUGCAUGCAGCGCUACUGUGGACAAUCAAUGACUUCCCCGCAUAUGCCAAUAUUUCUGGGUGGAGUACAAAGGGCAAGAUGGCAUACCCCCAUUGCACAUCUGACACAAAUUCACAAUGGUUGGUAUAUGGCUGCAAGCAUUACUAUAUGGGUCAUCGACGAUGGUUGGCCCCAGAUCACAGUUGGAGACAGAAAAAGAAUGCUUUUAAUGGACAUGAAGAGCACCAACUCCAACCAUCAAGGGUCGAGGGAGAAGAAUUGCAUCAAUAA
Carya illinoinensis is the source of this 1275-nucleotide messenger RNA. RefSeq lists its product as uncharacterized. Lineage: Eukaryota; Viridiplantae; Streptophyta; Magnoliopsida; Fagales; Juglandaceae. The transcript is spliced from 2 exons. The record is from RefSeq and is a predicted model, not a curated record. The coding region runs from base 1 to 1275 and encodes 424 amino acids.